Molecule: messenger RNA, 354 nt
Organism: Meloidogyne enterolobii
Lineage: Eukaryota; Metazoa; Nematoda; Chromadorea; Rhabditida; Meloidogynidae
Source: the annotation of a GenBank genome assembly
UUUUUUUCUUCUUUUUUUGUUCUCUAAACAACUAAAAAUAAUCACAAAUUCGAUUUUCGUACAUGUGAGAGAGAGAGAGAACACACACUUCAUAUAUACACAUACACAAUGUUCACCCUACGACUUCAUCACCUUUUUACCUCAAGAGCAUUAUUUUUUGUUUCGUCUUAUUCCCCAACUAUUUACUAUUACACCAUUGAUGUUUUUAAAAUAUGCUUUGUGUGUUUGUGUCAGUCAACUACCACCACUUUUCAGAUGCACCAAAAAAAGCCGUCCAUAGGGACAGGAGCCAUAGGGACAGAGUAUUCGCCGUUGGAAUAGGGUCCCUAUCAGGGCUGCACGCAAUUGAAUCUC